AUGAAUUUUGUUUCAUUUCAGGUUCUUCGCUGUGUUUUUUUAAAAAAAAGGGAGACAAGAUUUAACAAAAAUAAAACUUUAGCCAUGAGUGUUUAUUAUUGCCAUCAUUCUAGAAUCUUUUCAAGCAAGGCUAUUGGAAAACGUAUCAUGAAAAUUAUUGGUUCAUGUAAAAUGGGCAAUUUAGAUAAAUUCUGUCCUUCGUACAUACAAGUAGUAGUUAAAAAAUGUGGAAAUGUAGAAAUCAAAUAUUAUAAGACACAUAGAGGGCAUUACAACAAAGUAAAAUAUCUUCCAUUCCUAAGAAAGUCCAAGAAAUAAUUACUGGUAAAUAGUGUCUUUUUAUUAUGACGAUUAUAAUAUUAUGAUAAUUGAUAAGAUAUUUGCUCUUGUGCUGUCUCUACUAACUGGAUGAGCUACUUACAGCAUUUAUCAUUGAGAAUGAUUUGAAUAGAUAUUGAUAGCUAUUUGAAGAAAGAUUCUUUCUUGACAAUUUAUUAGGAAAAUAUAUAAUACCAGUCUUGCAACAAUUCUUUGUUUAUAUUUUUGUAUUUGGAUAUUUAUCAUAGUACUAUGAAAGUAGUACAGCACUGUACUAUAAUAAAGUACCUAUUAUAUUUAACAGUUUUGGAAUACUACAUAUUAAGAAAAGUCAUACAUUUUCUGGUCUUAUCUUAAUAGCAUGAAAGACAUUGUGUACCACAAUAUAUCUCAUUGCGCCUACGACCUACAUUGUUUAAAGUUAAAUAUAAAGUUAAUUGGGUUUCAACCAUCAAAAAUCAAAAUACGAAUUGCUGCUCAUAUUUUAAAUUAAAAAAAAAAUGAUAACGACUGUAUAAUGCGUCAAAAACGGGUUCAGCUAGUAUAAUAAUAAUUUUAAAAAAAUAACAACAAAUGUGAUAUACCUAUAUAUACUAUUUAUAUCUACUAGGAGAAGAUAAUAUGAGUAAUAUAAAGUGGGUAUGAUAUUGGCAAGUAUUAAUAUGCACUUAUAUAGAUAAUGGUAAUUAGAUUACAUAUUUUGGAUCUGCACAGUUGACUUGAGAUAACUAUGUGAACUAGGUAUUUAUAC
Molecule: messenger RNA, 1069 nt
Organism: Sipha flava (yellow sugarcane aphid)
Lineage: Eukaryota; Metazoa; Arthropoda; Insecta; Hemiptera; Aphididae
Exons: 3
Coding region: 1-318 (105 amino acids)
Source: RefSeq, a predicted model, not a curated record